This is a messenger RNA of Eleginops maclovinus (Patagonian blennie), 761 nucleotides long. RefSeq lists its product as uncharacterized. The transcript has 5 exons. Bases 121 to 618 code for a protein of 165 amino acids. Lineage: Eukaryota; Metazoa; Chordata; Actinopteri; Perciformes; Eleginopidae. The record is from RefSeq and is a predicted model, not a curated record.
AUUUCCUUUAUAGAAAAGCACAUGACCAUCCUGUGAUUUUAUGUCUCUGGGUCAGCUGAGCUGUUGUCAGUGUGAGGAUUAGAUCCCGACUGAAUUUUACUGAGGAAGUUAGAAGCAGAAAUGAAUCCAGCCCGGUGGGUUUUUGUUGUCUUCCUGACAGCUGGUGCCUCUGAGCUUUGCUUUGCCGGACCUUUCCAUGCCCAGUGCAAAGUGGAAUGGUACUUUGGGAUACCGUGUCAAAAGGUUUAUGAGGCGCUGGUCUCACAGAUCCAGAAGUGGAGAACCAUGGCCGGCUGCACCUUGGGAGGACAGAAGUGCCUGUAUAAGCUGCAGUCUGCCUCGGUCCACUUCAUAGCAGCCAAACACAUCACUCCCUUCAAGAGGUCUGUGGACGACAUCAACUUCCGGCUGGUCCCCUACCACUUCUUCACCUGCUGUCAUGUUUCUGCUAUGUCCGUUUCUGAGACCUGGUACGCCAUGAAAGACCACGGCACCAACUACUGCAACCUCUACAACCUCAUAGAAGGAAGCGGUCUGAAUGAAGCCAGAGGUUAUAGAGAGGUCACCAGUGACUUCAUGUGUACGCAGCGCUCCUCUGCUAACUGCACGGUCUACUGACAAGAGCAAUCACUCACGCUUAUAAUCCAGCCAACUGGAUUGAAUUGUUCUUUUCUAAGCUUUAUUUUGGUAUAUUCUGUAUUUCGACUUGUAUUGGCACUGGUUUAGACUUUUAUCUUGUAAAAUAAAUUGUUGUAAUUAAA